GGUGUCGCUCACAGCAUUAGACACAACAGCCAAGAAAAGAAAAGUAGAUGAAACAUAAAGGCAGCGAGAGACGUUCAUGAGCGAAGACACGGCGGAUUAUUUCUUCAUUAUGGCACUGCUUCAUUCAGGGAAAUCAACGACUUUUGUCGAUACUUUCAACAAUUUCAGCAUUUCAUCCCGAAAUCUUCACUGGAGCGCGCGCCAGGCAACUGGCUGAACUGUCAUUUAUCAGAGAGUGAGUGUGACUGCGAUGGCAUCAUUUUCCACCUGUUUACGUCUUCUGUUCUGUUGUUGGGGGUCACCACAGACAGCCAUGUACCACCCUUCCUUGAAGAAUCUUGAUCUUUAUCCUGACAUGACAAAGACAAGUGAAAGGCGUUCACUCUGCUCAUACAGGGGAAGGUCCGUCCAUUCUGUGUUACAGAACAUUUGCUUUUUUCUGUGUGAAGUCCUCAGGAAAGUCAUCCAUCACUGUAUGAGUGUUACAGAGCUACUAAACAUGAAGAUGUUCUUCUUGUGUACCACAGAAAAAGUGGUCAUGACGGGCAAGACGAAGAAUAGAACCGUACAGGUCAAAGACUGGCCUGAACACGAGACCUGGAACGGCGAAAUCAAAAUGGCCACCAUUUUCAGUAAGACUGUUGAUCCACAAAUGAAGGUGAUGAUCCAGUCUGAUCAGCUGACAGUGGCAGAAGUUCUGCUCUCAGACUGGCUUGAAUGUCAGUCUGAAGAGCAGGAUGAAAGUGAUGAUGGUAGUGAUAGUGAAGCAGAAUGGAGUGAGGAAGGAGAAUGGUCAGAUGUCGGAGAUUCAGAGAUGUCCUCAGAGAACAGAGAGUUAUGGGAGUCCUUCUUGAACAACAGUGAUCCCUACAAUCCUUUCCACUUUUCCUGCCCUACUGAAGAUAAAGUAAAGGCUUUAGACAGUGAUGAUGAUGAUGAUGAGGAGGAGGAGGAGGAGGAGGAACCUGUUCCUCCUUGUCCUCAGGAGAAAGAUGAAACAGAAUGGAGUGAGGAAGAAGAUUCUGAUUGGUCAGAUGAAGGUGAUUUAGAGAUGUCUGCAGAGAGCAGAGAGUUAUGGGAGUCCUUUAACAGUGAUCCCUAUAAUCCUCUUUGCUUCUCCUACCCUACUGGAGUCAAAAUAAAGCCAUCAGAGAUUAAACAAAACCACACCCAUUCAAGCCCCACAGCCAAUGAGACUGAGGCUCACAAUCCUGAACAGAGCACAAAGAAACGCGCAAAGAAGGUGUGUUUCAGUGAGAAGGUGACCAUCCACAACCUCGAGGCAUGGGGCUUUGCAAGCCAGGCAGCGCGAGAUGGGUCGUGCUGGAUGGAGCUGGCGAGAGAUAGAGAGCGUUUCAAAAGGAGAGUGGAGAAAACUGGAGAGAUCAUCAGCCCGUGUCUCACAGCUCAGCACAGAGCCAGAGUUUUCGACAGACUACUGUUGAACCACUCUGACAGCAUUUUAGCAGUUCAGUGAUGGCAAACAACUAAAAAAUUAUGGCAGCUUUUUUUUUUUUUUUUAUGCUUUUGUUUUAUAUGGUGCUCUUGUAUUUACCUCAACACACUGAAGUUACUGCACUGGGAUAAUCACUUUUUUUUGUUGGUUCUAUUAGUGUGACUAAGUUUAGUUUUGCACUGUUCUGCAAAUUUGUAUUCUUUUUUACGUAUUUAUAACACAUUCCUGAAUGUCCACUAUGUGGUGUCUUUAUUGGGGGAGGGGGAUGAACUGAGAUUUUCAAUAAACAUUAUGACCUUUA
Pangasianodon hypophthalmus (striped catfish) is the source of this 1757-nucleotide messenger RNA. It is a transcript of the gene ppp1r15a, whose product is annotated as protein phosphatase 1, regulatory subunit 15A. Bases 251 to 1477 code for a protein of 408 amino acids. Lineage: Eukaryota; Metazoa; Chordata; Actinopteri; Siluriformes; Pangasiidae. The record is from RefSeq and is a predicted model, not a curated record. Gene Ontology annotation, molecular function: protein phosphatase regulator activity. Gene Ontology annotation, biological process: response to endoplasmic reticulum stress. Gene Ontology annotation, cellular component: protein phosphatase type 1 complex; endoplasmic reticulum. The transcript is spliced from 3 exons.